Molecule: messenger RNA, 1428 nt
Organism: Punica granatum (pomegranate)
Lineage: Eukaryota; Viridiplantae; Streptophyta; Magnoliopsida; Myrtales; Lythraceae
Source: RefSeq, a predicted model, not a curated record
GUUUCGACGUGUCACCCGGGGCAGUGAGAAAAUUUCUGUGACGGCCGGUCCUUUUAGCCUCGGAAUUGCGCUCGAAAGCAUGUUAUAAAUGUCGAUUCUGCUUCUCCUGUCGGAUCAUUCUAGCAGCUCGCCUCACUCUCUCCACGCCACUCUAGAAACAGAGUUUGAUCUCUGAACAUGGCGGAAUCUGCACCUGUUACUCCCUCUGCUGAGCUCUUGGAAUGGUCGAAGAAAGACAAGCGCCGGUUCCUUCACGCUGUUUACCGUGUUGGUGAUCUUGAUCGCACCAUAAAAUUUUACACGGAGUGCUUUGGGAUGAAGCUUCUGAGGAAAAGGGACAUCCCAGAAGAGAAGUACUCGAAUGCCUUCCUCGGGUUCGGGCCAGAGGAAUCUCAUUUUGUGGUGGAGCUUACGUACAAUUAUGGUGUAACAUCUUAUGAUAUUGGAACCGGAUUUGGGCACUUUGCUAUAGCCACUGAAGAUGUCUACAAGAUGGUUGAAACCGUAAGAGCCAAGGGUGGGAAUGUCACGAGGGAGCCUGGUCCAGUUAAAGGUGGCAACUCUGUGAUUGCAUUUGUGAAGGAUCCUGAUGGCUACACCUUUGAGCUGAUUCAAAGAGGCCAAACUCCUGAGCCACUCUGCCAAAUAAUGCUCCGUGUUGGUGAUCUGGACCGGUCAAUAAAGUUCUAUGAGAAGGCGCUCGGUAUGAGGCUUUUGAGGAAAAUCGAUAGGCCAGAGUACAAGUACACUCUGGCCAUGAUGGGAUAUGCUGAGGAGCACGAGACGACUGUCCUGGAACUGACCUAUAAUUAUGGUGUCUUGGAAUACACCAAGGGAAAUGCAUAUGCACAGGUUGCUAUCAGCACCGAUGACGUGUACAAGAGUGCCGAGGUUGUGAAAGUGGUGACUGAAGAGUUCGGGGGAAAGAUUACUCGACAGCCUGGACCCAUUCCGGGAAUAAACACCAAGAUCACGUCUUUCCUGGACCCAGAUGGUUGGAAAACUGUCCUUGUCGACAAUGAAGACUUCCUGAAGGAGCUGCAGUAGAAGGGCAAAGAUGUGGUGGAGAGCCUCUGGAAUCCCUUAUUACCUAUAGAAAAGAGAUUCAGAAAUGCCUUUUAAGAACAAAAGUAAGAGAGUACUCCGAAUCGUAUAAUAAGUUGAGGAUGUGAUUAAUAGUCAGAUGUUGGGAGGAGCCUGUCCGGUAUCUACUUAUGGCUGUUAAUUAUUAGUAUGAUGGUAGUUGGAUGUAUCAGCACUUGAGACUUGGUGCCUCAGUAUUGUCUUUUCCAUUCAGCUGGUUGUUUUAGAUAUCUUUAGAUUUCCUGGGUCGGGUUACCCAUAAAUUUUGAACUCCAACUCAUACUAAUAUUCGGGCAGUGAUAUGAGCGGAAACGGAAUAUAGUCUGUUCCAAGAGUUUAUUAUCA